Messenger RNA from Coniophora puteana RWD-64-598 SS2, 2088 nucleotides. Its product is annotated as PLP-dependent transferase. The record is from RefSeq and is a predicted model, not a curated record. Lineage: Eukaryota; Fungi; Basidiomycota; Agaricomycetes; Boletales; Coniophoraceae. Gene Ontology annotation, molecular function: cystathionine gamma-synthase activity; pyridoxal phosphate binding. Gene Ontology annotation, biological process: transsulfuration. The transcript is spliced from 6 exons. Bases 321 to 1940 code for a protein of 539 amino acids.
AAAACAUCAAGACAUCAAGUUAUCGUGGUCUCUAAACGUUCCAAGCUCCGGAGCCUCGUUGUAGACAAGGGACUGAUUCGCACUGUUAUCGUGCGGGUCUCGAAUCUCGCUUUGGUUUUAUUUUAGCCUCGUGCUGUGAUUUUCGGAGAUAAUGGGGCUGAAGUAUGCCUAAAGUCGACGAUGACGGGCGCACGGUCUGCAUCGACGGCGUACAGGCAGGCAGCUUCUUAAGCGAACAGCGCCCACUACAUAUGUCAUCCGCAGAUUGGCUUUUCGGACCUCCAUCCCUCUCCAACUUCUCUGUAUGAGUCUUUGACGUUAUGCCUUCCAACAGCGUACUCGGACAGACCAUCCCGCCAGGCGAUGUCCACGCCGUCAGUGUUUCUCUACCAUCGUGGGAGGCGACUUUGGGAUGGGCGAGCAGGAACCCUGUGGUGCUCAAGCAGAUGAACAACGGAUACCCAAGGUUCUUUGUACAUCACCUCGUCACUAAACUCAGCCGCGUUAUCGUCGAUAAGUUUGGAGAGAGCAGUCAGGAAGCGCUCGUGUUCCCCACGCACGACAUAGCGGAGCGGUGUCAGGCUUAUCUUCACGACCAUGCCCGGGACAGUUCAGUACGGGUAGUCUGUGUCUCUGCUAAACUGGCGGACGGGGACAAGGAGUCGCAUACAAUCCCGUGGACAAACCUGCAUGCCGUUUCAUUCCACCCCGAUAACGUCAAAGUUGCGCGACAGUUCUGGCAGCACACCGGAGAGGGCGUUUCCAGCCGUCAGGCGGAAUACUGUCUACGAAUCGCCGACUCUUUUGUUCAAGACUGCGCUUCUCAUGUCUGCACCGUCUCCUCAUCAAACGUGCCCCUAUCUAUAAUUGCACCCGUCUCAAGCGACGCGACGGCCGAGAAAGAGAACAUCCGCAAACGCAUCGCGGGGCUCAUCUCUGUUGAGGACAAUCCCGUAACGACGCAUGACGUAUUUCUUUACUGCUCGGGCAUGAUGGCCAUCUCAGACCUCUAUCGCGCUCUCAUUCAUAGCGGGCCGUACGCGAAGGGCAAGUUCGUCGCGUAUGGGUUCCUGUACGUUGACUCGUUCAAGAUCAUGGACCGCUUUGCGCCCAAAGACGCGAUUCUGUACGGCCAUGCAAGCACGGAGGAGCUCGACGACCUUGAGACGCGCCUUGAGGGCGGCGAGAAGGUGACGGCGGUGUUCUGCGAGGUGCCAGGGAACCCGCUGCUUAUCACGCCGGAUAUGGAGCGGCUCCGGGCGCUCGCGGAUAAGUAUGAGUUUGUCCUCGUGUGCGAUGACACGGUAGGCACAUUCGUGAACGUGAAUGUGCUACCAUACGUAGAUGUCGUAGUGACGAGCUUGACGAAGCUCUUCAGCGGCACGUGUAACGUGAUGGGCGGGAGUGUUGUCGUCAACCCGAAGUCAAAACACCACGACCGCGUCCAUGACUCCUUGACGCACCUCCACAGAGACAUCUAUUUCCCACUCGAUGCUGAGCAGAUGUGGAAGAACUCUGACAAUUUCCACGAACGCGUGCAGGCAACCAACAGGAACGCGCAGGCUGUUGCGGAGCGCCUUGCCACGCACCCACGGGUAGCUAAGGUGUACUACCCGUCUCUGAGUCCGACGAAGCACCUGUACGACGUGUGCCGUCGCCCUGGAGGCGGAUACAGUUACCUUGUCACGAUCUUAUUCAAAUUGCCCGCGGAGGCGGUAGCGUUUUUCGACGCAUUGGACGUGGCGAGGGGGCCGAGUCUUGGAACGAACUUUUGUUUGUCGUGUCCGUACACGCUGUUUGGGCACUACAACGAGUUGGAGUGGGUGGCGCAGUUUGGCAUUGACGAGUACCUCGUCCGCAUCAGCGUGGGCGCGGAGCCUCAAGAUGAGGUUAUGAAGAAGAUUGAGGUGGCACUGGAGGCGAUGCCAAAGGUGUCCUAAUUGCAUGACUAAUGAGGAUUUCCAUGGGUAACAUAUCUCCACCUAUCGUUGUGUUAUAUAAGGUACUUCGCCCGUAUUCCCUUCUAUAUUAUCGCAGAGCAUUCCAGCGUCGUCAAUGUUAUGCUUAGUAUUAUCUUGCUUAUUACAA